Molecule: messenger RNA, 1446 nt
Organism: Saxophila tyrrhenica
Lineage: Eukaryota; Fungi; Ascomycota; Dothideomycetes; Mycosphaerellales; Extremaceae
Exons: 2
Coding region: 1-1446 (481 amino acids)
Biological process (GO): protein ubiquitination
Cellular component (GO): cytoplasm
Molecular function (GO): ubiquitin protein ligase activity
Source: RefSeq, a predicted model, not a curated record
AUGGACACUAACCCGACCACCAACACAAACACCCGCGAGAUCGUCUUCUGCCACGCCUGCGAGAACGAGUGGUACCGCGACGAAGACGGCCUCGUGUGCCCCGAAUGCCGAUCAGACUUCACCGAGAUCGUCGAGGCGAACAACGACCCGCGCGACGACGAACAGAACAUUCCUUCAGAGCCACACCCUCCGGGAGGCUUCUACGCCCCGGAUCCAGACGAGCAGGACAUCGGCGGGCUGCAGUGGGAACAGACAGGUCCGGAGACGUACAGGAUACGAGGACGGUAUGCAACGGAGGUUCCAUUAGGCCCAGGAGGGCAACCGCAAGGGCAGCAGCAGGCUGGUGGGUUGAUGGGGAUGGUGGGAGGGAUACUUCAGGGCAUGAUGGGCGGACAGGGAGAUGCGCCGGGUGACGAGCGACAGCCUGGCCAGCAAAGAUCACAACCGCAAUCGCCAAGCAGUCGACCGCCGUCAGCGCCUGGAUCACCAGCACCACCCGGCCAACAACCGCGCGGCGGCACCACCUUCACACAAGACGGCCGCGUCCAUCACCAUCCCCACUUCCACCACCACCACGGCCACGUUGGACCAUUCUCCUACACCUUUGCCUCCUCCUCCAACACAACCGGCCCCGGCGCCAUGCCAGGCCCUGGCCCGGACCUCUUCGGCAACCUCUUCCCCCGCAAUGCCUUCGCCGCGCAGCCCCAGCAACGCCAACCCGAGCCGAUAGAACAGAUGCUCAACGCCAUGAUGAUGAACAUCGGCGUCCCUCCCGGCGCGCAAGGCCAAAACCCCGGUCAAGCCCAGCCCAUCCCCGGCGGAGGUCCUAUGGGCCCCUUCGCCAACCUCUUCCAGCUCUUCGGCGCCCCUCCCGGGGGUGUCCACGGCGACGCAGUCUACUCGCAAGAAGGCCUCGACCGCAUCAUCAGCCAGCUUAUGGAGCAGCACCAAGCGGGCAACGCGCCGGGGCCGGCCUCCGCAGCUGCUAUCGCCAACCUGCCCUCCCGCCCCUUAACGCAGGAAGACCAAGGCGAGAACGGCAAAGCGGACUGUAGCAUCUGCAUGGACGAAGUCGAGCUGGGUACAAAAGUCACGGUCCUGCCGUGCGGACAUUGGUUCCACUUUGACUGUGUGAAGGCUUGGCUAGGCGAGCACGACACGUGUCCGCAUUGCAGGCAGGGGAUUAUGCCGAAGGAGGGGAGUGGUGGUGGGGAGGAGGCGCUGAAUGAUAUGCGGAAUCCGCCGGCGCCGAAUAUGCCUGGAGCAUUUCCUGGUGGGCAGGGGGAGGGGACGCAGGGGAAUCCGUAUGUGGUGUCUGGGAGUCCUGGACAAGCUAGAGGGGCCGGCGGUGCUAAUGCGGGGAUGUCGAGUAGGAUGCGUGAUGUCUUCGGUUCCGGCUCCGGCUCCGGCGGUAGUGGAAGUGGGGAGCAAGGGAGUAGUGGUUGA